AUGUUCUCGCCCCCUUCUUCGCCCUCAGUGCUGGCAAGCACUUCGCGGCACAAUAUCAUCCAGCCGCGACCUCCCAGCCAGCUUCAUCAGCAAAAGUCGCUUCGACUCUUUCUUGGUCACCAGUCGGAUGAAGAAGAAGCUGCGUCAGACUGCGAUCUUGACAUUUGCUGCUACCCACAGUACGGUGAUGACGACAGCGACAUCGACGACACUUUUCUGGGCAACGCAAGUGGAUCCGCAUCGAAUCAAAGACUUCAGCCAGGACGGUUGACGAUACAUCGAAAAAGCAUUGAUGCAUCGAUCAGCCCAAAUAGCCCAACAAUGAUCAAAGCACCACACUGUGUUUCUGGUGGGCACCGUGCAGGUCUCUUCCGGCUUUCCUCCCCAUCAAGGCGGCCUUUGAAGAGGUCAAGCACAGCAACCAGCCCGAAGAAAUCCACUAUCUUGGCAGCUGCCAAGAACAACUCUGCAGCGAUACCAACAACACCGACAAAGCGUCAGAAGGGCUUCCUUGUUCGAGGUAAUGUCACUCCAUCUCGAGCUUUCAGUAUCUUCAAGGCAGCAAAGCAGCGCAAUAAGCAGCGUCAGCAGCAUGGGCUCAUGACGCCACCAAGCUCGUCUCCGUUGCGCCCCAUUAUCCUCGAUAGCUUCGACGACAGUGAUAGCGACGACGCCUCAUCUAGUCCUUCGCGCCUCCGUCAAAGACGCAGCAACGUUGCUGCUUUACCUCAAACCUCUGCUCGCUCUCUUCAGGGAGUACAUGCCCACAUACAGAGGAUUCAGAACCGUUCAGCACAUUCUUUGCCCGCAACAAAGAUCAAGGAGUCUGCAUUCGGUGAAGUGAAUGGUGUGUUGUCUCCUUUGCCACAAUCAUUGCAUAGCAUGCGCACUAGACAGCCCGUUUUUACUGACAACGGCCUACUCGCAGCAUCACGCCCCUUUUCGGCAACGCGUACUCCUACCAUCGACACGACUGCUUUUCUCGAGACCUUCGUAUCGCCCUCUUCUUGCAUCUUUCAAAUCCCCCGCAGCACUGAUGACGAAAUCUUGUCACAUCCCAUCUGUGCCGCCUACAGCUACUCUUCCAGAUCUGUCAACCCAACAGCCCAAUGGUUAGCGGUAGGUGAUGACGAAGGUCGUAUCACACUCCUCGACACGCUUCCAUGGCAAGAUGCAUCAGCCGAGUCGUUCACCACCAAACCGCAAUGGCAAGCCUCAUCAUCCUCGGCAAUUUUCGAGCUGGUAUGGCGAUUUGAUGAUCGAAGCAUUCUUUCUGGUGCGAGCGACUUUUCGAUUCGAAGCUGGGAUACCGAGUACCUAAAAUGCACAGGCAGGUUUCAAGGACACAGAGGCAGUCCGAGGACAAUCGUGUAUGAUCCAACUACGAACGGGGACGGUGGAUGUGGUAUGGUCUUCGCAAGUGCCGGACGAGACGGGACGAUUCGCAUCUGGGAUGCAAGGACCAGCUCACGCUCACAGAUGAUCGAGGCUGACGAUGAGGAUGGUGACAUUGGCAUCACGCCUGUGCUCACCAUCGACGCUGCACACAACACUGUAGCUUCUAUUGCAGCGGCUGCCGGGAGCAAAGGUCGCAAACAAAGGCUCAAAGCUACCGUUGCGGUUGGUAGAGGCAGGAAGCGCCUACCAACGUAUACAUUGCCAGCCGGCAUCACCGCGCUCGCCUACCUUGCCGAUGGCCAAGGUCAUAAGCUACUCAGCGGAGGCUCGGCCAAUGGCAUCAUCAAGUGUUGGGAUCUUCGCCAUGUGCGCCAGUCUCAACCUUCUACACCCGUUUCAGAAGUCGAUACGCACAAAUCUGCCGAGCCGCCUAUCUCUUCUGCAUGGGACACACCCGACGUGUCUCUCCUUGCGCCCGUCAGCAGCUUCGCCCGAGCCCAUGGCGUCUCGCAGAUCAUUUCAUCCUCGACCAACCUGUACGCAUCCUGCACCGGUGGCAAUAUAUACUCACUUCCACUGUCCACCUUUCUCGACUCUUGCCUCAUUCGGAGCGAAGUGCAAACGCUCUAUGAUCCCGUCCAGUGUCAAAACACGCUGUUCUCCCGUAUGGCGCUGUUCGACGACAGAUUCCUCGCUGUUGGGUGCAACACCGGAAAUGUGGCGCUGUGGGACGUCACAACUCCGAGAUUGCCGAAUGAAGAUGCAGCCAUGGGGAGAGAUGUCGAGGAGGAAAGAAGAGCGGCGCGGCACCUGGACGUCGGAUUUGCGGUCAGGUCACAGCAGCGCGGCAUGGCUGCGUUGACAGAAGGACACUCCAAGAACACAGAAGUCAAUGCGGUGGCUUGGGCCAACGGCCCCAAUGGGCCUACGUUGAGCUCCGUGGGCGAUGAUACCAAGAUUCGUACCUGGUUCGCUGACCGCAUGGCUCGCCAAAGCAUAGUUCAAGCCGCUGACGAGUAG
Molecule: messenger RNA, 2418 nt
Organism: Mycosarcoma maydis (corn smut)
Lineage: Eukaryota; Fungi; Basidiomycota; Ustilaginomycetes; Ustilaginales
Exons: 1
Coding region: 1-2418 (805 amino acids)
Biological process (GO): proteasome-mediated ubiquitin-dependent protein catabolic process
Cellular component (GO): nucleus
Molecular function (GO): protein-macromolecule adaptor activity; protein binding
Source: RefSeq, a predicted model, not a curated record